UUCAUGUAAGCAACUCAAAACAGAUGACUCCCCAGCACCUAUUGCCAGAAGAUGCCAAAGUUGAUGAUAAGCACCUAGUUUUCAACGCCCCAGAACCACCUGAAAGCCCUCCUUAAACAUGCCCUUCUUGUUUUCCCCCCUCAACAAACCUUCUAAUCUACGUCACAUUGUCUCUAGCCUGCCCAAAAAUGUCAUCUUCCUCGCAUGAAAUUAUCCUCACUAGUUCUCCUGAUGGCCCCAUUAUCGCCUAUGAUGCCUCCUCGGGUGCCAUACUAGCCAGCUUUAUUGGCAGCCGAUCGCCUCGUCAAGGGCUUGUUCUUGUCGGGAACACUUUCGUUGCUGCCUCUCAUAUCUCCUCCGCCACAGCCUCUGCUUCCAUCCACCUCUAUAAUUGGUGGUCUUCAAGUGCCUUCCACCACCUUCCUCUCCCCGAACCUGUUGCUCCUAUCACUGCCACUUCCGAUGGUUUGUAUCUCUUUGCAGGUGGCCUUUCAGGCAGUAUCCAUGCCCUGUCAGUCCCCUCAGGGAACCUACUCAAAUCACUCACCGCUCAUGAAAAACCUGUCUCUUGCCUCAAAAUCAGUAAUGAUAGAUCGCUCCUGAUUUCGGGGGGCGAUGAUGGUGCGGUUGUUGUUGUCCCAAUCUUUCGACUUGUAGAGGCCUCAACAAAUGAGAAUGGAGGCAAUAUCAUACUGCAUCGAUUUCCAGCACAUGCUGAUUCAGUUACUGACAUUACUCUUGGAGUGGGGUUCUGCAACUCUACAAUAAUCUCUUGCUCAUUGGAUUGUACAUGUAAGUUCUGGAAUCUUUCUCGCGGGACACAUCUUAGGACAGUGGCAUUCCCAUGCGCAAUUUUUGGAGUUGCACUAGACCCAAUAGAGUAUGAGUUUCAUGCAGCAGGGUCAGAUGGUUCUCUAUACAAGGGAACAUUGAAGGUUGGAAGCAAAAAACUUGUUAGCCAAGGGGGAGAACUGGUGAAAUGGACCCAAGAACAUGAUGGGGCAGUCAUAUCUUUGGGGCUAACAAAUAAGGGGCGGAAUUUGGUAUCUGCAGCAGAAGAUGGAAGUGUAUGGAUUCGGGUAAUCACGACGGGAGAGAUCAUUAUGGCUCUUAAAAAUGAGAUGGGGAGCAUUAGUGAUAUGGUGGUGAGCACAGGGAUUAGUUAUGGCAAGGGGCAUGGUGUUGGAGGGACUUCUGCAACUGCUGAAUCAGGGAAUUGGAGUCUUGCUGGUAGAGAGUUAAGUUUUCCCAUGAAGCAGACACUAGAAAUGGAAGAGAUAUUGACAUCGGUGGCAAAGGACAGGAGCAGAACCAUUGACAUGCUUGAAUCUGCCAUCGAUAUGUACGAGAAGCUCUUGGAACUCAUUCUCAAAGAAGCCAAGGAAGGCACCGGCACGGGUUGAGGUAGCGAGUAAGAGAAAGAUGUCAUGUAAACUUUAAGUAGCUAAGUUUGUUAUCCAAACAAAUAAGGAAGGAGUAAACAUUUGAAGUCGUGCAGCA
Carya illinoinensis is the source of this 1500-nucleotide messenger RNA. RefSeq names its product protein ROOT INITIATION DEFECTIVE 3-like. The coding region runs from base 189 to 1403 and encodes 404 amino acids. NCBI's taxonomy places the organism in Eukaryota, Viridiplantae, Streptophyta, Magnoliopsida, Fagales, Juglandaceae. Gene Ontology annotation, cellular component: nuclear pre-replicative complex. Gene Ontology annotation, biological process: DNA-templated DNA replication; rRNA processing. The record is from RefSeq and is a predicted model, not a curated record. Gene Ontology annotation, molecular function: protein binding. The transcript has a single exon.